GGGCAACUUGAAGUGGAAAACGAACCGAGGGCACGCUUCAUCCUCUCUCUCUCUCUCUCUCUGCCUCCCUCUCCCUUUCCUCUCGAUCGCUUCCGUUAUUUUUCUCCUUUUUCACCCGCCGCUUCAGUGCGAGAUAUGGAAGCCCCCGCUGGCGCCAACGGCGGAGAGGGCCCUCCCGAACGGGCCGUCGUAGAGGAGUCAGCACGCCUCGCCGAUCGCGCUCGCGAGCUUCACGACGCCGCCGCGGCUCUCGCUUCCAGGACCUCCGCCGACGAGGAUUCCCUCCGUGCGCGCGCGCUGGCGCUUGAAUCCGAUCUUCGACGGCUGCGAUCUUCUCUCAGCACCGCCAUCAAAAACCGGGAGGUCAAUCGGACGGUCGCCGAGAAGGUGGAGGAGGAAUUGGAUAGAGCUAGUUAUGCACUCAGCGAGGGCGAUGCUGCAUUUCUUCUUGCUGGCAAGACUCAGGGUAAGUUUCUGAGGAUGUUUCUUGGCCCUGUGAACGUACGUGCUGCCAGGAAAGACGUUCAAUUGAAAGUAAAGGAGGAGUACAACAACUACAAAGACAGGACAGCCAUAUUGUUUGUUCUUUUUCCUUCUACUUUACUUCUUCUGAGGUCCUGGAUUUGGGAUGGGUGCUUCCCUAUAUUGCCAGUCCAACUCUACCAAGUUUGGCUAUUAUUUCUCUAUACAAGUUUAGCUUUGAGAGAGAACGUACUGAGGGCAAAUGGAAGUGAUAUCAGGCCUUGGUGGAUUUACCAUCAUUAUUGUGCCAUGUUGAUGGCCCUUAUUAGUCUCACAUGGGAGAUAAAAGGGGAACCUGAUUGUAACUUCAAGCAGAGAGGUGUCCAACUAUUUUUGGCAUGGGCUGUUAUGCAAGGUUUUGCAAUGCUUUUACAAAAUAGGUACCAAAGGCAGAGGCUGUAUACUCGAAUUGCUUUGGGAAAGGCAAAGAGAAUGGAUGUUGUGUGGGGAGAAACAGCUGGAGUACGAGGUCAACUGUUGUUGUUAUGUCCAAUCCUAUUCACUUUGCAGGGAUUCGAAGGAUAUGUUGGAGUGCUAUUACUACGCACUGCUUUGGUUGGAGCUGUAUCUGAGUGGCAGGUAAUAGUUUGUGGAAUCUUGCUUAUUGUGAUGGCCGUGGGCAAUUUUGUUAACACAGUCCAGACCCUGAUGGAAAAAUCAAAGGUAAAAGCCAGAGUCAAGAAAAAUAAGAGCAAAUAGGAGAGAUCAUGAAGUUAGCUUUAUCCCAACUGACUCGAGAUUGGGUAGUAGUAGGCUAAUGACCUACCAUCUGCUGCUGUUUUUAUGUAUUAUUUAUCUCCUUGUAUAGUCUUCUUCGACAUAAUUUUUAAAGAUAAAUUUGUAAUAAGUUUACAGAGUAACAGGAUCGUCUUUGAAGGUUUUUUGCUUGAUGCAACUAGGAUGCCACUCAUUUCGUACAACCUUUGUUCAAGGAAGAAAAUUGUGGAGAGUUGGUUGAGCUUGUUCA
Messenger RNA from Zingiber officinale, 1489 nucleotides. RefSeq names its product transmembrane protein 120 homolog. The coding region runs from base 136 to 1221 and encodes 361 amino acids. Gene Ontology annotation, cellular component: membrane. The record is from RefSeq and is a predicted model, not a curated record. The transcript is spliced from 10 exons. Lineage: Eukaryota; Viridiplantae; Streptophyta; Magnoliopsida; Zingiberales; Zingiberaceae.